Messenger RNA from Prorocentrum cordatum, 3901 nucleotides. NCBI's taxonomy places the organism in Eukaryota, Dinophyceae, Prorocentrales, Prorocentraceae. The record is from the annotation of a GenBank genome assembly.
CGAUCCCCCCCUGGGGGCCGCACCCCCGCUGCCACCGGCUCGGGUCUUGCGGCGGCUGCCACCGACACCUGUUCUCGCGCUCGCGCGGCGGGACCGCUGCUCGGCUGGAUGACACAGGUCGAGAUCGGUGCCUGGGACGCGGACGAGAAGCCGAAGCCCGCCCGCGCGGCUGCCGGCGCCGGGCGCGGCGGCCUCCCGUCGCAGCUCCUCGUGGCGUGGGUGCAGCCCGUCGUGCAGACGGCCGUGCAGCGGCCGCUGCGGGUCGACGAGCACCUGCCGCUGCCUCCCGGCGUCGAUGCCGAGGCGGCCUUCGGCGCCUUCUGGAGGCUGCACCACGGCCCCAGGGCGUCCGUGUGGAGGACGUUGUGGCGCAUGCAGAGAGGGAGGCUGCUCUGCGCAACGAGCAUCGCCCUCGUCGGCGUCUUUGCGAAGUUCGGGUCCACGCUCGCGGUGCGCGGCAUCUCGCAGCAGCUCGUGGCGCACGAGACCACUGUUUGGGAGAGUUUGGGCUAUGCAGUGGCGCUGUGGGCUGCGACCGCCAUCGACACCGCCAGGAUACAUGCACAUUCACCGCUUCGGAGUCGUGGCCCCAGGUCUCAUGGACUCAUCGCGGAGUGGUGGAUGUGGGCAUUUGCCCGCCCUUUGGGUCGGGCGAUUAUCCAUGUCCCCCGUUCCCCUCAGGAUCCAGGGCAGAGCUUCAUUAGCUGUGGCUGUGGAUUUCUCAUGGCAGUGCGCCAUCGACACCAUGUGCCUUCAGCACGCGAACCUGUUUGCAGGCGAGGCGGCGCUGGAGGCAUACGCCGUCUUCGCCACGGUAGCCUUCCGCAGGGCAAGGACGUUGCACCCAUUCGCCCGCCCGAGGCACCCCCGCGGUGCCCUCGUGAACCUGGCGCUGGGCGACCUCGCCCGGCUGGUGAACGGCGCGGCUAUCCUCAUGCAAGUAGUGCUCGUCAUGUUAGUCUGGAUCCCGCUCAUUAUGCUCGGCGUGCGCAAGUGCGCUAAGGUCCAGGCUACUAGCUUCGCAAACAAGAUGAUGGUCCAGGGGCAACGCAUGUCUUUUCUCAACGAGAUGCUUCAGGCUAUGAGGAUGGUGAAGCUGGGCGCGUGGGAGGAGCACUUCGAGGAGCUCCUCAUAAAGACGCGCAACCGCGAGGAGAGAGAGCUGACCAAGAUGCGCAUCUCCCAGGCGCUGUCUCACCCGCUCUCUUGCCUCCUCCCGCCCUUUGCGGGCCUGUCGAUCUUCGCCCUCCACAUCCUCGUCUACGGAGGCAUGCCGAGCAUCCCAAACUCGCUCGCCCUCAUCCAGAUCCUGCGGGCCCUCUCAGUGCCCUUCACGUUCAUGAACAUCUUCUCGGGCAUGGUCUACUCCCUCCGCGCGUCCAUCGGCCGCCUGUCCGUGCUCAUGGCGGAGCCCGAGCUCGACCGCGGUGCCGUGGUGUCCGCCGUGCCGCCCGAGGGCCUGGCCGCGCACGUGGACGGCUGCGGCUUCGCGUGGUCCGAGGGCAAGGCCACGCUGUCCGACGUGCGCCUGAGCCUCCGGCCGGGGCAGCUGACGUUCGUGGUCGGGCACCUGGGCCAGGGGAAGUCGUCCCUGCUGCAGGCGCUCCUCGGCGAGAUGGAGCGGGUCGGCGCGGGGGGCGGCGCGGCCGUGGCCCCGGCAUGCGCCGUGGGCCGCGGCGGCGGCGUCUCGUACCUGCCCCAGCAGCCUUUCGUGCUGAACGCCACCAUCCGGGACAACGUCCUCUUCGGGAGCCCGCCGGACGAGGGCCGCUACCAGCGGGCGGUGGACGCCGCGGGCCUGGGGCCCGACCUGGAGGUGCUCCCCAGCGCCGACGACACCGAGAUCGGGGAGAAGGGGGUCACCCUGUCGGGUGGGCAGAAGGCGCGAGUCGGGCUCGCGCGGGUGGCGUUCGCCCCCGGCGCCCUCGCGCUGCUGGACGACCCGUUCGCCGCCCUGGACAUGGAAGUCGGCCGGCACGUCUUCGAGCGCCUGCUCUGCGGCGUCCUCGGGGGCGUCUCGCGCGUUGUGGUGUCCUCGCAGGUCCACAUGCUCGGCGACCCGCGGGUGGACCGGAUCCUCGUGCUCGCCGGCGGCCGCAUCGUGGAGGACGGCACCUACGCGGAGCUGUCGCGGCGGGGGACCGCGCUGCACGAGCUGCUGCAGCACUCCACGACCUCGGGCUCUGCCCCGCCCGAGCCCCAGCGGCCGUGCCCGAGGAAGGACGGCGAGGCAUCGCGGGUGAGGGGCGGUGACUCGUCGCGAGUGAUGCGCGAGUCAUCGCGGGUGACGAAGGACGAGGCGAAGCGCAGCGGGGCGGUGUCCCUGUCCACUCUGCUCGUCUAUCUGCGGCACGUCGGCUCCCCCCUCUGCCUGGCGGGGCUGGCGCUGCUGACGUGGGCCUUCAGCGUGGGCGAGUAUGGGCCUGACGUGUGGCUUGCUCUCUGGUUGGAGGAUGCCUUGGGCGAGUCCGUGCCUUUCUACAUGGGCAUCUGGGCGGUGCUGCUUUUCGGCGGCGUGGCCCUCAUGGCUGUCGCUCGCACGACCUGUGCCGUUGCCACCGCGCGCGCGGCGACGCGCCUCCAUGCGGGCGUGCUCAGGAGCGUUCUGCAGUGCCCCAUGGUGUUCUUUGAGCGUACCCCGUCUGGGCGCUUGCUGAAUCGCUUCGGGGAGGAUCAGAUGAUCCUGGACACGAUGAUCGGCGUCCUCAUGGAGAACUGUAUGAUCAUUGUGUUCAAGGCAUUGAAUUCCUUUGCGGUGCUCAUGAUUUCCGUGCCCUGGGUAGCCGCCGCACUGGUGGCCUCGCUACCUCUCUACAGGUAUUAUUGGAUCCGCCAGAAUUGCAGCCUCCGUGAGGCCAUGCGCUUCGAAAUGCUCACCAAGAGCCCCAUGUACAACGGCUUCGAGGAGUCCCUCUCGGGCUUUUCGACCAUCAGGGCCUUUGAGGUAGACGACGUCUUCGAGGGCAGAUUCCGGGCAGCCCUGGACACGAACCUGAGCUGGAUAUGGACGAGGUUCUCCGUGGGCGUUUGGACAGAGCUGCACCUGAUGCUGCUGGUGAGCCUGCUGGUCUUCGUCUCCGCAGUGUGCCUGUCCUUCGUCCGCGAUCAGGUGGACCCCGCCAUUGCCACCCUCGGCCUGAUCUACUUGAUCAUAAACGCGGAAUCCCUGCGAUUUCUCACGUCCAUGAGCGCGAUGGCGCAGAGUAACCUCGCCACGGUGGAGCGCAGCGAGGAGAUCAUUGAGGCUCCCCACGAGGCCGCGAGGUGCUCGUCGAGCGACGCACUCGCUCCUCCUUCGAGGCCUGGCGCGGCGCUGGAGUUCAGGGACGUCGUGCUGCGGUACCAGGCGCACCUGGAGCCUGCGCUCAGGGGCGUCUCGUUCGCCGUGGGCGCCGGGGAGCGCGUGGGCAUCGUGGGCCGCAGCGGCAGCGGGAAGAGCACGCUGCUGACGGCGCUCCUGCGGAUCGUGGAGCCCUGCGCCGGCAGCAUCACUAUCGGCUCGGUCGACAUCUCCACUCUGGGCCUGCGAAAGCUGAGGCAGCUGGUCACCAUCAUCCCCCAGGACCCCGUCCUCUUCUCUGGGACCGUGCGGUGGAACAUGGACCCGACGGGCCGACAGGCAGACGAGGAGGUCCAGCUCGCCUGCGAGAGAGCAGGCAUCGCGAGCAUGCGCCCCACUUUCGGGCUGGACGAGAAGGUGGAGGAGGGCGGCAACAACUUCUCCAUCGGUGAGCGCCAGCUGCUCUGCAUGGCCCGGGCGCUGCUGCGGUGCGGCGCGGUGAUGCUCUUCGACGAGGCGACAGCGAGCGUCGACGUCGAGAACGACGCGCGGCUCCAGCAGGUGCUGCGGGAGGACUUCCGCGGCGCAACUAUCCUGACGGUGGCCCACCGCAUCGGGACC